Molecule: messenger RNA, 2360 nt
Organism: Daucus carota subsp. sativus
Lineage: Eukaryota; Viridiplantae; Streptophyta; Magnoliopsida; Apiales; Apiaceae
Product: probable galacturonosyltransferase 6
Exons: 9
Coding region: 298-2112 (604 amino acids)
Molecular function (GO): polygalacturonate 4-alpha-galacturonosyltransferase activity
Source: RefSeq, a predicted model, not a curated record
ACCUCCCUUCAUCACCGCUUUUCUCCUCUCUCUCCGUCCCUCUCCCUCGCUACAAAUCUCUAUCCCCUAUAUUCUCUCUCUAGCAAUUACAAUUACGAUUACAACACGAACAAGCCAACUAUAUUCCUAACAACACAUAUACAUACAAAUAUUUAUCAUACACAAGUAGGAUAGGAUAAAAGCGCGUCAAAAACCCUAGUUGCUUCUCUAUUCUUUUUGAAUUCAUCGAUACAUAAUUAGAGGAUCCCUAAAUGAUCGAAUUAAUUGUCAGAUAUAUAAAAUUGUGAGAGACGAUCAAUGAAGCGAUUCCGACGAUGCAGCGCACGGAGAUUCAUACUCUCGCUCCUCGCUGUUUGCGUGGUCAUUCCUAUCUUUGUUCUCUCCCAGCGCCUCAUUAAUCUCACUUCUGAAGCAUCAAGAUCAAGUAUCGAAGAUUUGUCCACUAUUAAGUUCAGGAAUGAUAUUCUUAAUCUCAAAUCAACGGAUCAGGGGAAUGAUAUAGAUGUUAAUGAGCCGCCUUCGUUGGUGUACAAAGAUGAAAAUGUUAGUGCUAGUUCUUCUGAUAAGGAAGUAAAGUCUGAAGAAGUAAAGUCUGAAGAACGUAGAUAUAGUGGAGGCAUUGUUACCCUGUCAGAGAAGAUUGGAACCAUGUAUGAGGCAGAAGAAAAUAGUCAGCAAGACAAAACAAAGAGUUCAUUUUCUUCGCCCGAGGAAAAGAAAGUACCUAAUCCUAGAGGAGACAUGUUCCAACAGAUUCGAGAAUUGCGAACACCAUCAGGAAGGGUUCCUGUAGAUCGGAAAGUAAAGGAGAUAAAAGAUCAGGUUAUUAGGGCCAAAGCAUACUUGAAUUUUGCACCACCAAAUAGCAACUCCCAUUUGGUAAAGGAGUUGAAGAUGCGAAUCAAAGAAUUGGAACAUGCAAUAAGUGAUUCCACCCGAGAUUCAAACUUAUCUAAGAGGACUUUGCAGAGGUCAAGUCUAAUGGAGGUGACAUUGUCGAAAGCCAAUCGUGUAUACCCUGAUUGCAAUGCUAUGGUCAAAAAGCUCCGUGCUAUGACUUACAAUGCAGAAGAACUAGUCCGUGCACGGAAGAAGGAAACAACCUUUCUAGUUCAGCUUGCCGGGAGGACUACUCCAAAAGGUCUUCACUGCCUCUCUAUGCGGUUAACUGCAGAAUACUUUGCGCUUCAACCUGAGAAGAGAAAGCUUCCCCGCCAGAAUGAUUUGCAUGAUGCAAAUUCGUUUCAUUUUGCUCUCUUCUCGGACAAUGUAUUGGCUUGUUCAGCGGUUGUGCAGUCAACCAUUGCUACUGCUAGGGAACCAGAGAGGAUAAUCUUCCAUAUAGUAACAGAUUCUCUCAAUCUACCAGCGAUCUCAAUGUGGUUCUUGUUAUAUGAUCCUGGUAAAGCCACGAUUGAGAUCCAGAGCAUAGACCAGUUUAAAUGGCUGUCAAAUAAUAUUGAUAUAACGAAGCAGAAGGAAGAUUCUCCUGACAUGAGAUAUACUUCUGCACUGAAUCACCUCCGGUUCUAUCUGCCAGACAUGUUCCCAAAGCUGGACAAAAUUCUGCUUCUAGACCAUGACGUGAUUGUCCAAAGGGACCUAACAGAGCUUUGGAACAUUGAGAUGAUGGGAAAAACAAAUGGUGCAGUGCAAACUUGUCAAGUUGAGGAACCUUCAUUUCGUAGUAUGGAUAUGUUUAUUAAUUUUUCAGACCCAUUGUUGGCAAGCAAAUUUGAUGUGGAGGCAUGCACAUGGGCAUUUGGGAUGAAUAUAUUUGAUUUGCAAGAAUGGAGAAGAAGAAAAUUAACAAGGAACUAUGAGGAAUAUCUGCUACUGGGUAAGAAGAGGCCAUUGUGGAAAGCUGGUAGCUUGCCUUUAGGAUGGAUCACCUUCUACAACAAUACUGUGCCCUUAGACAGUAAAUGGCAUGUUCUAGGGUUGGGGUACCAAUCCGGUGUCAAGCAGCCUGACAUUGAUCAGGCUGCAGUGAUACACUAUGAUGGUAUGAUGAAGCCAUGGCUAGAUGUUGGAUUUGAGAAAUACAAGCCAUACUGGAAGAGACACAUAAACUAUAGUCGACCAUUUUUGCAACAGUGCAACAUCCAAUAAUAGUUAGAUCAGUAUAAAAGCCUGAUUAUCACUCUGACAAACUGCAUGAGUUGAUGUAAAAUUUCUCCACGGUUCUAUACAAAUUCUUUUUAUGUAAAUUUCAACUCAUACGACCCCUCUCAAUUCUUUCGACCUCGAGCAUUAGGUCCUAGUGAAGUUUAGAAAUAAUAGUGAAUGUUGUUCCCUGAAUGUGGUUGUACUCUUGGAAUCACUGUACAUAAGUCUUGUUAGAGCUUAUUGUUUUGUUA